Messenger RNA from Anneissia japonica, 825 nucleotides. Its product is annotated as zinc finger MYM-type protein 1-like. The coding region runs from base 1 to 825 and encodes 274 amino acids. NCBI's taxonomy places the organism in Eukaryota, Metazoa, Echinodermata, Crinoidea, Comatulida, Comatulidae. The record is from RefSeq and is a predicted model, not a curated record. The transcript is spliced from 2 exons.
AUGAGCGACAUUGUAUUAAAAGAAUUAAAAAAGGAAGUUAAAGAAGCUGGUUUCUUUGUUAUCAUUGCGGAUGACACGAAAGACACAUCGAAGAAGGAACAAGUUGUCAUUGCCAUUCGGUAUUGUCUCCACGGAGGAAUUCAUGAAGAAUUUAUUGGAGUGGAAGAAGCAGGAGGGCUUGAUGCAUUGGGAUUAAAAAGGACAAUUUUGAACCAGCUUGGCAAGUUUGGGGUUUCUCUCGACAACUGUGUUGGGCCAGGCUACGAUGGGGCAUCAGUGGUAUCUGGGCAUUUAAGUGGUUUGCAGGCAUUGAUUAGAGAUAUAAACCCUAGGGCAUACUAUGUCCAUUGUUUUGCGCAUAGACUCAACCUCGUUCUAGUUGAUGCCUCUAAAUCGGUUUCAGUUCUCUCCAAGGUCAUCCGUGUUUACAGGAGUCGGUAUAACUUCAUCACAUCUAACGUUGUUCACAAGAAGUGGGUGGAACACCAAACCCAGCAAGAGUUAACAAUCAUGGAGUUCGGCCGACUGUCUGACACACGAUGGUCCUGCAGUGCAAGACAAAUAAAUAUGAUUGGGCUGCGUCUACCUACCUUAAUCAAUGUUCUAAAGGAUGUAGCAUCUAUUGAUAUGAAUGCUCAAAGAAGGACAGAUGCAAAGGGAUUCCUUUCACAGUUAGAUGCAGCAUUCAUCAGAAACAUCCACUUACUCGCAACUGUCCCAAGUGUGUGCAAGUUUGCAUCAGACAUGCUGCAGUCUAAAACCAACGACUUAGGUCGUGCCAUGGGCCUAAUAAAAAGCAAUGCAAGAUGCAAGAAUCAAAAGUGA